Astyanax mexicanus (Mexican tetra) is the source of this 5377-nucleotide messenger RNA. It is a transcript of the gene pth2ra, whose product is annotated as parathyroid hormone 2 receptor a. Gene Ontology annotation, biological process: adenylate cyclase-modulating G protein-coupled receptor signaling pathway; cell surface receptor signaling pathway. The coding region runs from base 610 to 2238 and encodes 542 amino acids. Gene Ontology annotation, molecular function: G protein-coupled peptide receptor activity; parathyroid hormone receptor activity; peptide hormone binding. Gene Ontology annotation, cellular component: plasma membrane. The transcript has 13 exons. Lineage: Eukaryota; Metazoa; Chordata; Actinopteri; Characiformes; Acestrorhamphidae. The record is from RefSeq and is a predicted model, not a curated record.
CGCUGCGGCGUGGAGAUGCUUUCAGCACCGCGGACAGCGGCGCACUGACCGGCCGCGCUCUGGAGGCUAUAGCGCCGCUGUUUGUAGUUACGGUGCCUCGCGCUGCAUCCUCGGCUCUGGAUUGGCUGCGGUGGAAUCCAGUAGGAUGUCUCAGUCGAGGGGGGGUUUGGGGGUGCUGUUGUCACUCUUGUGAAUGGACACACCCCUCGCCACUAUAGCGGGAAACCAAAGGCUGCGCGCACAGGCUCGGAACUUCUCCUUACUCGCUUUCUGUGCUCUUCCCAGUGCCUUUUCUGGAACCAGUAGGUGGCAACCAGUAGUGCCAGCAGGGAACCAGCCGCGAAGGAGAUCAGAUUCCGCUGCUCCACCGCGGUCCUUUACCGUAUCCACGGAUCUUUAAGUGAGGACCAGUUGGACAAUGGACUGGAUCUUCUGGAUCGGCUUUGCUGCGGCUCAUCAGACUCGCGCAUCUGUCUCGUGGUUGACUGAAGUGAUGUGGGCACGUGCGCGCACGGAACAUGCUGUUUUUUGGGACUUUGGGAGAUUGUGAGUUACUUUCUAACAUCUCAGCAGCUGCAGCUCCACCUCCACCUCCUCCUCCUCUAAAACAUGAGAAACUCAGCUCUGCUGAACUUUGCUAAAAUCUUUCUGCUGUGGAAGCUGCUGGACGUGCAGGCAGGCUCAGAUGGAGAGAUUACAGCUGAAGAACAGGUGCAGAUGCUGCUGGAUGCCAGACUGCAGUGUCUCCAGACGGUGUCUAGCCAUGACCUCGCAGUGGACGAGUGCCCUGCAGAGUGGGACGGCUUGAUCUGCUGGCCACGGGGGUACCCUGGAACUCUGGCCAAAGUGCCCUGCCCCAGAUACAUCUAUGACUUUAACCAUGCAGGCCAUGCCUACCGGAGAUGUGAUUCGAACAGUUCCUGGCUGCUUGGAGAAAGCUUGAAUAAGACAUGGGCCAAUUACACAGAGUGCAUAAAGUCCCCAGGACCAAACAGAGAGCGACAAGUCUUCUUCGAGAGGCUUCAUAUCAUGUACACUGUGGGCUAUGCUGUGUCCUUUGGCUCUCUACUGGUGGCCAUUCUCAUCAUCGGAUAUUUUAGGCGUCUACACUGCACACGGAACUACAUCCACAUGCACCUGUUCGUGUCCUUCAUGCUGAGAGCCGUUAGCAUCUUUGUGAAGGACCGAGUGGUGCACACCAGCGCCGGUCUUCAGGAGUUUGAUGCCGUGUUGAUGAAUAACUUCACUAAUGCGGUGGACGUGGCACCAGUGGACACCUCUCAAUAUAUGGGUUGUAAGGUGACGGUCCUGCUCUUCAUCUACUUUCUGGCAACAAACUACUACUGGAUCUUGGUGGAGGGAUUGUACCUGCACAGCCUUAUCUUCAUGGCCUUCCUGUCAGACACUAAGUACCUGUGGGGCUUCACUCUGAUUGGAUGGGGAGUUCCAGCAGUCUUCGUGGCGACCUGGGCGAUCGUCAGAGCAACUGUGGCGGAUUCAAGAUGCUGGGAACUGAGUGCAGGGAACAUCAAAUGGAUCUAUCAGGUCCCCAUUCUGACAGCCAUUGGGCUCAACUUCAUCCUGUUUGUGAACAUUGUUCGGGUUCUGGCAACCAAAAUCCGGGAGACCAACGCUGGAAGAUACGACACACGGAAACAGUACAGGAAGCUGGCAAAGUCCACGCUGGUGCUGGUGCUGGUGUUCGGGGUGCACUACAUCGUGUUCGUGGGGAUGCCGCACACCAUCGAGGGUCUGGGCUGGGAGGUGCGGAUGUACUGCGAGCUCUUCUUCAACUCCUUCCAGGGCUUCUUCGUGUCUAUAAUCUACUGUUUCUGUAAUGGAGAGGUCCAGACAGAAAUUAAGAAGACGUGGACUCGCUGGAACCUGGCCUUCGACUGGAAGGGUCCGGUGGUGUGCGGUAGUUACCGUUACGGCUCCGUGCUGACCGGCCUCAACAACAGCACUAGCAGCCACUCCCAACUGGCGGCUGGAGGACCAGCCACUCGCUCCACCACACUGUACUCCAGCAGGGUGUACCGCAGCACCGGGGCGCCCUCUAUCAGUGCUCACGCCGCUCUGCCGGGCUACGUGCUAAGUACUUCAGACGUGGACAGCCUGCCCCCCUCCAUACCAGAGGAGUCAGAGGAAAGUGCAAAGCAGGUGGACGAUAUCCUGCUGAAAGAGUCGCUGCCUGCGCUGCCCAGCAGCGGCCCAGAGGAUGAUGAGGAGACCCUGUAGAUAAGCAGGGCGGCGUGGAACCACUUAAAGAAUGUGAAAAGGACUGGACUGAGCUGAAUAGACUCGUGCUUGGACCCCUUUAAAGAAAGCUGUGAAGUGUUAUUUGUCUACUGUGACAAUUCUGACCUUUAAGUGGGAUCUUUAAGAAAAACCAGGGACUAGUUUGAGAAAAAAUAUGAGUCAGAGAGUACUGUUCUCCCCCUCUAAAUCUUCAGUACUUCAUUUAAAAAGUGUAAAAAAAAAUGAGAAAUGAGUCUCAAAAGGUUUCAGGCAAGGUUUGCAAUGGCAUUACACCACACAAAGCUCAGUGCGCUACAAUGUGAAACCAAAACUAGCUGAAUCAAAUGUUUACAGUAUAACAGUCCACCUUGGAUAUAUUGAAAUACUUAAUAUCUUGAAACGUUCCAAUAAAACACAAAUUACUUACAAUAUAGUACAUUUUCAAACUCAGGUUUUGACAUUUAAAAUUUGCAGUUUUAUUAGAUAAUUUGGGUAAAAAUUAGGUAAUACUUUACAGAACACAAUUAACAGUAAUUAUGACAGUUAUAAACAUUGUUAAAUGGUUAAAUGAUAUCGCCACUGUUUUACACUAUUUAGGACACUAUUAGACAUUACUAAAUAGGCUCACGCUUUACUUGGAUGGUCCAUUGUUGAUGCCUCAUAGAUGCUCAAGUAACAUUCAACUAAGUGCAAAUUAAAUGCAAAUGAACACUUAGUUGAAUGACGUUAAUGAUUCUCUAUUGAAUGUACAAAACCCUACAUCUAACCUUAUGAUUACUACAGUUGCCUUGACAUUUAAGUAGUAAUAAAUAUGUAUUAAUACCCUAACUUUUAUUUUGUUUUUACUUGAAAAUUAGAUAUUUGUUCAUUACACUUUGCAAAUUUUUUUUUUUUCACAAUGUGUUAUUCCGAACAUUCCUAGGAUUGUACUAUUGUGUAAUAAUUAGCUGAGACAUUUAUUAAACAUUUAGCAAUGUUUAUUACUGUCAUAUUUACUGUUAUUUGUGUUAUAAAAGAAAGACAAAGGACAAAAGGGGGGUUUCCUGAAGGAUAAAAAAGUGUUUAAAAUAAUAUAAUUUUUUUUCUGUUAAAACAAGUUAAACCUGUUUGAGCUUUUGACUCAACACACUUGGAGGAGAACAUUAAGCACAACAGUGUAGCGCUAAAAAAGGGCUGUUGACCAUGCAUCCUUGUCAGUAAAAACACGGACAGAUGCCUUCAUAAGGACCGGACAGACUGUCUGGCCAACUUAAAUCCAUUCUGCACAGAAGAGCAGGGCUGCAGAUGUUUCAGGAUCUUGGAAUUGUUUUACUGCCAAGAUGAGAUUUUGUGAGAAGGUGUUUUUUAUGGCGUAACUGAGCUGAAUCCAGGACAGAAUGGACUUCUACAGUUUACUGCACACGAACCUUCAGACAAUCUGAAGCUCGACACCUUUAAAGAAAAUAAGGACACACAAGGUACACAAGGGCUACUGCUGCUAUGAGCUGACCUGACUGAAUCAUUUAGCACAAAAAAAAAUACAAUCCGAGAAGGUUUGUUUUAUCACAUACAAAAAUGGUGCCAGCAUGGGUUCUUUGGAGCGAUGCUGUAAAAGAAACAUCUCUCUAUUCAACUGGAACUAAAACUGUUUUUUUCUAUAGUAUAAAAAGAUUAAAAGAUGAUGCAUAGACUUACUGUGGCUUGAUUUGGACGUGUGCAUCAUUUCAAUUUUUAUAUGUUAAAAUUUGAUACAUUUAAACAAGUAACAAGUAUCCAUAUCUAAAAACCUGAAGCUCAAAGCUUUUUCCAUAUUUUCUUUUAAGAAAUAUUGAUUAUCCUUUUUUUCUGGCAGCAGAAAUUUUAAAAUUUGAUUUCAAGUUAAUUUCACUUAAUUUCAUAAGCCUGGUCUAGGACUGCACCGCACUCUAAAUAGAGAUUUUCCAUUGAAGGGAAGUAAAAUCUAUUAAAAAAAAAAUCUAUAAAAUCCAACCCAUAGCGUCUUAAGAUCAUUUAUUUUAAUUUAUUUUAUCAUGAUUUAUACUUGGCAAAUUAAAUGAGCACAUUAUUGUUUUACCAACUCAAGACACUAACUCAAAGUUAUAGUAAAAAUGUCAUUAUUUUUACAUAGUAUGCCACAUUUUAUAGGAAAAAAACUCUCAUUUACAAACACUUUUUACAUAUCCUGAUAAAUUUAAGAGACAGCAUGGGUUCUUAAUGUGUUCCAAAGCCAGUUUAAAACUUGGGUCCGAGAGAAAACAAUUGGCCACUCUCUCUUUCUCUAUCUCUCUCUCUUACCAGGCAAAAGUUUGGACACCCCUUCUUAUUUAAUGUGCUUUCUUUCUUUUUAUGUUUUACAUUGUAAAUUUAUUAUUGAAGACUAUAUUAAAGUUAUAUAGGAACCCCCAUCUCAGCUGAUCAGGUUUAGAUCAGGGGAUUGUGGAGGACGAACACUUUUUUUACUGUAAAAAAAAAAAGAAGUAAUUCUAUAUGUGUUCCUAAAUUGUUUUUAUGUCUUUAAUGUUAAUGUACAAUGUUUAAAAUAUAAUAAAUAAAGAAAUAGAGAAAAACAUUGAAUAAGAAGGUGUGUUCAAACAUUUGUACUGUACAUAAAAAAAAAUCAAUCCUCUUAGGGUGGAGUUAUUUUAAAAGUGAGUAAAUACAUAUAUGUAAUAAAUAGUAAGAAGUAGGAAAAAAAUAAGAAAAAGGCACAUUUUUUACAUAAGUUUUAAAUCUCAUUAGUUUUAUAUGAAUCAGAAAUUCAGAGCUAAAUCUAGUUACUGGACAGAAAAGGGAUAAAUCAAGAACAUGCAGUGAGUCAGAUUCUUCAGAGCACAAAAUCGUUCCAGAGAACCCUCAUGGGGAGAUCUGUUCUGGGGAAGAGUGAUGAUUCGUCUUGCUGAGGUUUAGCGGGUUCAGACAUGUGUUUUACGUUUUUGUGCUCGACUACCUUUGUGUGAAAAGCAUGUUGUAACUGCAGGUCCUGAUGCAGGCUGUGUGCUGGACUCACACAUGGCCUGGAUGAUCUGAGAUAUUAAAUAUUGAAACAAAUCAGUUUUUAUAUUUUUCCAUUUCGGAGUAAAUUUUGUGGCAUGUUUUCCACCAAUGAACGAAAUAUUCUGUAGAUGUUGUUGUGCAGUUUUUGGAACUGACUGAGAUAAAC